CGUCCACCAGCACCCUUCGAGCCAGUCAGCCAGUCAGCACCAUGUUCUCUCGCGCCAUCGCUCUCACCUUCGCGGCUCUGCCCCUCCUUGCGGUCGCCACUCCCCUUGAGGCCCGCAAUGAUGCCCCUGCGUCCUCCUGCAGCACCGGUGCACUCCAGUGCUGCGAGUCGACCACCACGGCGGGCUCCAAGUCGGCCGCCGCGAUCCUGGGCCUCCUCGGCGUCGUCGUCCAGGACGUCACCGCUAUCGUCGGCCUGAGCUGCUCCCCGAUCACCGUCGUCGGCGUCGGCGCGGGUAGCUCGUGCAGCGCCGACACCGUCUGCUGCGAGGACAACAGCUUCGGCGGUCUCAUCUCCAUCGGCUGUCUUCCCGUUAGCCUUUGAGCAGACGACGUCAGACAGGAGGGGUCUCGAGAGGUGGGAGACAAGCGUACCCCUUUGAUUGCCGGGGCUUGAAUGUUUGUAUACAGCUAUGUGUCUCGAGGAUGGAUUUGUAGGAGGUGAUUAGUAUCGAAGUUGACCGUGACUUGACCGGCGAAUUGCGAUGGUACAAUUAUGCAUCUCUUCGGCGUAAAUGGCGUUUCCAUCGGCCUCUACCUCAUAGAAUUCGCACCUGCAGCCGUAUAAGCCUCAGGGGAAUAUGUC
Trametes versicolor FP-101664 SS1 is the source of this 644-nucleotide messenger RNA. RefSeq names its product fungal hydrophobin. The transcript has 3 exons. Lineage: Eukaryota; Fungi; Basidiomycota; Agaricomycetes; Polyporales; Polyporaceae. Gene Ontology annotation, molecular function: structural constituent of cell wall. Bases 42 to 383 code for a protein of 113 amino acids. Gene Ontology annotation, cellular component: fungal-type cell wall. The record is from RefSeq and is a predicted model, not a curated record.